AUGGGCUUCAAGUCGGGCGAUGCUAAGAAGGGUGCGAACCUCUUCAAGACGCGGUGCGCGCAGUGCCACACCCUCGAGAAAGACGGCGGCAACAAGAUCGGCCCCGCGCUCCACGGCCUCUUCGGCCGCAAGACCGGCUCCGUCGACGGCUACGCAUACACGGAUGCCAACAAGCAGAAGGGCAUUACCUGGAACGAGGACACUCUGUUCGACUACCUUGAGAACCCCAAGAAGUUCAUCCCCGGAACCAAGAUGGCUUUCGGCGGCCUGAAGAAGGACAAGGACAGGAACGAUCUCAUUACCUUCCUGAAGGAGUCGACCAAAUAG
Messenger RNA from Lasiosphaeria miniovina, 327 nucleotides. RefSeq names its product cytochrome c. The transcript has 4 exons. Lineage: Eukaryota; Fungi; Ascomycota; Sordariomycetes; Sordariales; Lasiosphaeriaceae. Gene Ontology annotation, molecular function: heme binding; electron transfer activity. The coding region runs from base 1 to 327 and encodes 108 amino acids. Gene Ontology annotation, cellular component: mitochondrial intermembrane space. The record is from RefSeq and is a predicted model, not a curated record. Gene Ontology annotation, biological process: mitochondrial electron transport, cytochrome c to oxygen; mitochondrial electron transport, ubiquinol to cytochrome c.